Messenger RNA from Quercus robur (English oak), 1880 nucleotides. Its product is annotated as high-affinity nitrate transporter 2.1-like. The transcript has 3 exons. The coding region runs from base 96 to 1688 and encodes 530 amino acids. Gene Ontology annotation, cellular component: plant-type vacuole membrane; plasma membrane. NCBI's taxonomy places the organism in Eukaryota, Viridiplantae, Streptophyta, Magnoliopsida, Fagales, Fagaceae. Gene Ontology annotation, biological process: nitrate transmembrane transport; cellular response to nitrate. The record is from RefSeq and is a predicted model, not a curated record. Gene Ontology annotation, molecular function: nitrate transmembrane transporter activity.
UGACUCCCUUACACAAAACCCACACUAGCUAGCUAUACUUUUUUAUACUCCCCUUCACACAUUCUCGAGCACUUUCCAAAGAAAGAGAGAGAGAGAUGGGUGAAGUGGAGCAAUCCCCAGGAAGCUCCAUGCAUGGAGUAACAGGCAGAGAACAAACCUUUGCCUUUUCUGUUGCUUCACCAAUGGUCCCAACUGAUACAACAGCAAAUUUUGCUUUACCUGUUGAUUCUGAGCACAAGGCCAAGGUGUUCAAGCUCUUUUCCUUUGCCAAUCCUCAUAUGAGAACCUUCCACCUUUCUUGGAUUUCCUUCUUUACUUGCUUUAUCUCCACCUUUGCCGCGGCUCCACUUGUUCCAAUCAUUCGUGAUAACCUCAACCUAACCAAAGCAGAUAUUGGAAAUGCUGGAGUUGCUUCUGUCUCAGGAAGCAUUUUCUCUAGGCUUGUAAUGGGUGCAGUUUGUGACCUAAUAGGACCAAGAUAUGGAUGUGCAUUUCUAAUCAUGCUCUCAGCUCCAACUGUCUUUUGCAUGUCAUUCGUGUCAAAUGCUGGAGGCUAUAUUGCUGUCCGUUUUAUGAUUGGAUUUUCUCUUGCAACAUUUGUGUCAUGCCAAUACUGGAUGAGCACAAUGUUUAACAGCAAGAUCAUUGGGCUUGUCAAUGGCACUGCUGCUGGUUGGGGCAACAUGGGUGGAGGAGCCACUCAACUCCUAAUGCCUUUGCUAUAUGAAUUGAUUCAUCGUGCUGGCGCCACCCCCUUCACUGCCUGGAGGAUAGCUUUCUUUAUCCCUGGGUGGUUUCAUGUGAUCACGGGAAUCUUGGUCUUAGUGCUAGGCCAAGACUUGCCUGAUGGAAACCUCAGUACCUUACAGAAGAAGGGUGAAGUUGCCAAAGAUAAAUUCUCCAAGGUGCUGUGGAAUGCUGUCACAAACUAUAGGACAUGGAUCUUUGUCCUCCUCUAUGGCUACUCCAUGGGUGUUGAAUUGUCCACAGAUAAUGUCAUUUCUGAGUAUUUCUAUGACAGGUUUAGUCUUAAGCUUCACACAGCCGGAAUGAUUGCUGCCUCCUUUGGUAUGGCCAACAUUGUUGCUCGUCCAUUUGGUGGUUAUGCCUCUGACUUCUCGGCCAGAUAUUUUGGCAUGAGGGGCAGGCUAUGGACCCUUUGGAUCCUCCAAACUCUAGGAGGUGUCUUCUGUAUCUGGCUUGGCCGUGCCAAUUCAUUAGCUGUUGCUGUCUUGGCAAUGAUCCUCUUCUCUGUUGGAGCUCAAGCUGCGUGUGGAGCAACUUUUGGCAUCAUACCAUUCAUUUCUCGGAGAUCAUUGGGUAUUAUAUCAGGCAUGACUGGUGCUGGUGGAAACUUUGGCUCUGGAUUGACCCAAUUAGUGUUCUUUACAAGCUCAAGAUUCUCCACUGCAACAGGCCUUUCUUUCAUGGGGGUCAUGAUUGUGUGUUGCACUCUUCCUGUGACAUUGGUUCACUUCCCACAGUGGGGGGGCAUGUUCCUUCCACCUUCCCAAGACAAGGCGAGAUAUACCGAAGAAUUCUAUUAUGGCGCAGAGUGGAAUGAGGAGGAGAAGCAGAAGGGUUUGCACCAACCAAGUCUCAAAUUUGCUGAGAACAGCCGGUCAGAGCGAGGCAGGCGGGUGGCCUCAGCUCCAACUCCACCAGAUUCAACACCAGCACUUGUUUAGUUAAUUAAGGAAAGAUAAAUUAAAGUCAUGGUGGAGCUAAUAGAAAUCAAUAAUGAGAGCAAAGGAUGUGUACAAUGUUCUCUAUCUCUCUUAUGUACCAUGAUCCUUCUUUCUUGCCUCGCAUUUACCUUAAUAGUCAUUAAGAUGAAUGCAAGAUUUAUAAAACAUCCAUAUAUAUAGUUUUGCAGGACA